GGUUCUAAGCGAAAUACCGCCCGAUUUUGUUCCAACCGGCGGUUUCCUGUUUUGCAAAGAAAACGUCGUCGUUUGAAACAGGGAAAAAUAAAACAAAAAUCACUUCCAUACUCAAUAGCCAUUCCGAAUCCCUAAUUCCGAAUCCCUAAUCCGCCGCUCCUCUUCUCUUCUCCAGCUCACCCCUACCUCUUGCGAGUGACGACCGACGACGGCGGAGAGAAGGACGAACUCGGCUGCUCGAGAACGCCGCCAAGUCUCCCUCCCUGCCGCGACAUUCCUUCACCUGCUCCAGCUCAGCCCUGCCUCUGGAGACCGGCUAGAAGGACGAGAUCGAGAAAUGAUGUGGUGUUCUUUAUUGCUCGGCGCUGGGAUUUCAACCGGAGCCCCUCCGCCGAUGCUGAGCUGGAGCCACGAGGAGGAUGAGGAGGAAGAAGCGGAAGCGGAGCCUGCCAUUAAUCGGUUUUCCGGCAUCCUGACGACAACUUCUUGUUCGGCGGCGGCGGCGGCGAUUUUGGAAGUGGAGGUGGCUGCUUCGUUGUUGAGGCUGGUAUUGCUGUUGGUUCUCGAUUCAUCUUCCUACGCCGCCAUCGGCAGACGACGACAGCUGCUAUUGCUGCUGGUGGCGCUACGGCAAUUCCCGCGGCGGCUGCUGCAGCUCUGUUGGUGAAUGUUGUUAUUGUUGGCGUCGGCGUCGAUGUUAUCGCUGGUGGAGAUCUCGAAGCCAGCACCAUAACCUCCGGCGGCCAUUGUUUUACACUUUGUUUGGCAACAAGGGGGGGUGCAAAUUCGAGGAGGGUGCAAAGUGAGGGGUAAAUUGUUGGAGGGAGCAAAUUAUAAAAGGGUGCAAAUUGGGGUGCAAAUUGUUGUUUGGGAGAAAAAGUAGGAGGGUGUAAAUAGAGGUGUUGAUAUAUUAUUUAUAAUAUAAAAGUGAAUAAAGU
Messenger RNA from Linum trigynum, 938 nucleotides. The record is from the annotation of a GenBank genome assembly. NCBI's taxonomy places the organism in Eukaryota, Viridiplantae, Streptophyta, Magnoliopsida, Malpighiales, Linaceae.